This is a messenger RNA of Nerophis ophidion (straightnose pipefish), 5529 nucleotides long. RefSeq names its product oocyte zinc finger protein XlCOF6.1-like. Bases 152 to 1372 code for a protein of 406 amino acids. The transcript has 2 exons. Gene Ontology annotation, biological process: regulation of cytokine production; negative regulation of transcription by RNA polymerase II; regulation of immune system process. Lineage: Eukaryota; Metazoa; Chordata; Actinopteri; Syngnathiformes; Syngnathidae. The record is from RefSeq and is a predicted model, not a curated record.
CGAAGCCGGACUCAUGUGGUUGAGGGCACUUCCGCCUACUCGCCGGACUGACGUCGGACGAAGAAGGAACAUCUUUGGUGCCUCAUUCCCGUGUUGAUAUUUACCUGCUUUUCAGACAUCCGUGAAUAAUAUAUUUUCCUUGAGCUCAAGAAUGGAGCAGGACGAGCCCUGGCCCCCCUAUAUUAAAGAGGAAGAGGAGCUCAUACAAAUAAAGGUGGAAGAGGAGGAGCUAAAGUACCCCAAUAUUAAAGGGGAGGAGCAGAAGCCACAUACCUCUUACAUGAAGGAACAAAAAGAAUGCCAGCUCCCCCUCACACUACAGAGAAAGAGGAGUCAUAGUUGGCCUCAUAUUAAAGAAGAGGAGGAGGAACAGAGCAUCAGUCAGGAGGGAGAGCAUGGUGAAGGAUUGGAGGCGGAUGAUGUCAUCAAGAUGCCAUUGACCACUGUGAUUGUGAAGAGUGAAGAUGAGGUCAAAAGUGAAAGUGAGGAGGAGACUCCAAGCAGCAGCUCAACUCAACACAUGACAACAGAAGCUGAUGGAGACCACUGUGGAGGAUCACAAGCAGACAAGCUCUUAGCUCCACUCUCUGAAGGUGAUGCAACAGCUUACAUGGACAACACCCUCUUCACAUGCUCUCACUGUGACAAAACCUUUAAACUCCAGUGUCGUCUGAAAGUACACAUGAGAAUGCACACAGGAGAAAAAGAUUUCUCCUGUUCAAUCUGCAAUAAGGAUUUCACCCAUAAACACCAUUUGAAAACACACCUUAGAAUACACACUGGGGAAAAACCUUUCUGCUGCUCAGAAUGUGGUAAAGGUUUUGCACAUAAUAGCGUGCUGAAAAUACACAUGAGAAUACACACUAGAGAAAAACCUUAUCCCUGUUUAAUCUGCGGUAAAUAUUUUACUCAAAAGCAACAUGUGAAAACACACAUGAUAACACACACUGGAGAAAAACCUUUUUCCUGCUCAGAAUGCGACAAAGAUUUCACACGAACUAGCGAUUUGAAAAUACACAUGACAACACACACUGGGAAAAAACCUUUUUCCUGCUCAGAAUGUGUUAAAAGUUUUACACGAAUUAGCGACUUGAACGUACACAUGAGAAUUCACACGGGAGAAAAACCUUUUUCUUGUUCCAUCUGUAGUAAAGGUUUUAUACGAACGAGCGAUUUGAAAAUACACAUGAGAUCACACACUGGGAAAAACACUUUUUCCUGCUCAAAAUGUGUUAAAAGUUUUACACAAAUUCACGAUUUGAAAGCACACAUGAGAAGUCACACUGGAGAAAAACGCUUUUCUUGUCCCUUCUGUGGUAAAGGUUUUACACGAAGUACCAAUUUCAAAAUACACAUGAGUAGGCACUUGUGAAAAACCAUAUCCCUGUAUAAAGUGCAACAAAAGCUAUUGUAAAAAAAACCCAAAAAAAACUAGAAAGACACACGAGUUGCAAUGUGUGUGAUGAAAGAAUCUCUUAAAUGACCACUUUAUUUAUAUAGCAUAUUUAAACAACAAAAAUGUUUACAAAGUCCAUCCAUCCAUUUACUACCGCUUAUUCCGUUUGGGGUUGAAAGGGGGCACUGGUGCCUAUCUCAGCUACAAUCCGACGGAAGGCGGUGUACACCCUGGUCAAGUCCCCACCUCACCGCAGGGCCAACACAGAUAGACAGACAACAUUCACAGUACCGCGUUUCCAAAGUGCUGCACAUAAAUAUUAAAAACAAGAUUCAAACACUAUCCUCAGCUCCACCAGUGACUGAAUGAAAACAAAAUAAAUAUAAAAAAUGAUUAAAAACAAUUUUAAAGGGUAAAACCAAUUAAAACAAUAAAUAAAAAUAAUCGUUCGGCUCUAAAUAAGCAAUCUACAACCUUAACACCUUAAUCCGAUCGCGUCCGUUUUUUAAAAAGUCGGAUUAACACACCUGGAUUCUAGGAUUGGAAACCGGAUCUCUCGAGGAGGUGUGCGUGCUGGAGGGGACCCUUUGUAUCUCAACACGUGGGAUAUAAGCCGGAAGCAGGUACCACUCAAAAAAGAACAGAGGCAACAAUUGCAAUAAAGAGGAGACAAAUGAAAAGAAGAGAACAUUUUCAAGCGCAUCGAUGAAAGGAAAAAGGUAACAGAUUUAUUGAAUAAGGGAGAUAAGAAAAUUGAGAAUUCCUGUUUAAUUUGGACUUCCGAACAAAAUUCAAACGAGAUGGAAGAGAAUGAAGCCGAUAUAUUUAUUAUAAAGGCAAAUAACAAAGUGUACCCAAACCUCUUUAUGAUGCAUUUGUACACGCCAACUAAUGGACAAUAACUGUAUUCCACACAACUAGCAAGAUAGUCCAGAACAGGGGUGUCAAACGUACAGCCCACGAACAGGUUUUAUUCAGCCCCCGAAAUGAGUUUGCUAAGUACAAAAACAAGCAGUAAUUUUUUAAAUGAAAAAAAUAGCUGUUUGAAAUGUGUCCACUGGAUGUCGCGAUAGCAAUUCUCUGAAUCCGCUGCCACGAGAGCGAGCAUGACUACGUGCUUACGCUGCUUAUUAGUGAUAGUGUACAAAAUGCGGAUAGUUACUUUCAUGCCAUAUUGUCAACGAUGUUGUUGGUAAUGAAACCAGAGACAUUUAUACCCAAAUAAACGUGUCUAAUAAUCUUUACAUUUCGUGUUGGACUUAUGACUGCAUGGGGACUAACUUCAUGUAUGAUGAAUGAAAUGAGUGUAAAUUCACAAGUUUAGCAGUCGGUGAUGCUAUAUAUGUACUGAAAAAACCCACAGGAUGUUUGUACUUCAGGAAAAUGAGUAAAUUACAUUAAGAACAAAUAUUUGUAUUAAUUUCAUUUUCUGUUAUUAAAAAUGUACACAAAUGGGAGCAUUUUAAAAUUCUGCCGGACUCAUUUCCACCUAAUAUAAUGAUAAACAUUAUCACAUCAUUUAUUCAUAAAGUAUAAACAACAACAAAUUAAAGGCCUACUGAAACCCACUACUAGCGACCACGCAGUCUGAUAGUUUAUAUAUCAAUGAUGAAAUAUUAACAUUGCAAGACAUGCCAAUACGGACUUUUUAGUUUACUAAAUUGCAAUUUUAAAUUUCCCGCAAAGUGUCCUGUUGAAAACGUCGCAGAAUGCUGACGUGUACGCGUGACGUCACGGACUGUUAGGAAAUAUUAGCGCUGCGCACACACACACAGCUAUAAGUCGUCUGCUUUAACCGCAUAAUUACACAGUAUUUUGGACAUAUGUGUUCCUGAAUCUUUUGCAAUUUGUUCAAUUAAUAAUAAUAACAAAGUGGAAAGAUGGAGUUGGGAAGCUUUCGCCUUUAGCCACACAAACACACGGGGAUUCCUUGUUUAAAAUUCCCGGAGGUGAAACUUUACUAUGGAUCAGAGCGGUCAAGCGAACAUGGAUCCCGACCACAUGUCAACCUGCAGUUUUCGGUGAGAAAAUUGUGGUAAAAGGUCGCCACUUACUGGAGAUCAGCUGAGCUUGUGCCGUCCGUACAGCUGCCGUCAGCACACCCGUGGAUACAUGUAUCCCUUACGACUAUCAGGUAAUAUUAAACUCACUAAAACACUAGCAACACAAUAGAAGGAUUAGGGAUUUCCCAGAAUUAUCCUUGUAAAUGUGUCUAAAAACAUCCCAAUGCAAUCGCGUUUUUUUUUUUAAACUUGAUUUUUUUUUUUUUGUAGUCCGUCGCUAUCAAUAUCCUCAAACAUUAAACUUUCAUCCUCGCUCAAAUGAAUGGGGAAAUUGUCGUUUUCUCGGUCCGAAUAGCUCUUUUUGUUGGAGGCUCCCAUUAAAAACAAUGUGAGCACGUGAGGAGCCCUCAACGGGUGACGUCAUCGUCUGCGACUUCCGGUAAAGGCAGGGCUUUUCUGUUAGCUACCAAAAGUUGCGAACUUUGUGGUCGAUUUUCUCAACUAAAUCCUUUCAGCAAAAAUAUGGCAAUAUUGCAAAAUAAUCAAGUAUGACAUAGAAUGGACCUGCUAUCCCCGUUUUUAAUAAGAAAAUCUCAUUUCAGUAAGCCUUUAAGGUAGAAUAAUACUAACCGCAACAUGUGAAUGUAAAAAAAAUAAGUUCAUAUGUGAGUCAAGGCAGGUGGCCAAAUACUUUUGGCAAUAUAGUGUAUUUAUCUGUGCAUAAAAGAAAUAAGCCCCCCCCAGUGUACGGGAGGCAGGCGGUGUCUCAUUAGAAAGAGUACAUGGACACUUGGACUUCACUCAUAGGUGUGAAAAUACAAAAAAAAAAUAUUUGAGAAAUUAGACUUGUUUAGUGCAUGAAAACAUAGUGAGUGUAAAAAAACACAAGUGUGCUGGUGAGAACAGCAGCCAAUGAAGCUGCAGGAUUUGAAAAAAAACUUUAAAAACGAUGUUAACUUCAACUUUGUAACAUUCGCACAUAUAACAUAUAUAACAUCGUUGUUGUGUGUAUCACAAAUGAUUGUAACAUUCAUAGAUGACAUAUUUUAGAGUAGUGCUUUUUUCAGGCAAUUAUACAACAUUGUGGGCUUGUCUUUAAACAUAAGAACAGUCUGACUGAAAAUGUGAGAGUGAAUAGUGCAAAACAUGUUAAGUACAAUAUUCUGUGUAUAUAGAUAUUCAUAAUUCACAUUUAUACUUAUUCAUAAGAGUGAUUUGAUAUAGGUUUUUGUAAUAAUGACGUGUUACAUAAUGUAAUUUCUAGUUUUAAUGAUUGCUGAGAAGAACUCCAAUAGAUGAUUUACCGUAUUUUUCGGACUAUAAGUCGCAGUUUUUUUUCAUAGUUUGGCCGGGGGUGCGGUUUAUACUCAGGAGUGACUUAUGUGUGAAAUUAUUAACACGUUACCGUAAAAUAUCAAAUAAUAUUAUUUAGCUCAUUCACGUAAGAGACUAGACGUAUAAGAUUUCAUGGGAUUUAGCAAUUAGGAGUGACAGAUUGUUUGGUAAACGUAUAGCAUGUUCUAUAUGUUAUAGUUAUUUGAAUGACUCUUACCAUAAUAUGUUAUGUUAACAUACCAGGCACCUUCUCAGUUGGUUAUUUAUGCCUCAUAUAACGUACACUUAUUUAGCCCGUUGUUCACUAUUCUUUAGUUAUUUUAAAUUGCCUUUCAAAUGUCUAUUCUUGGUGUUGGGUUUUAUCAAAUAAAUUUCCCCCCAAAAUGCGACUUACAUAUGUUUUUUUCCUUCUUUAUUAUGCAUUUUCGGCAGGUGCGCCUUAUACUCCGGGGCGACCUGUACUCCCAAAAAUACGGUCCAUAUUCAUUCUACAUUUGUACAUCCCUUUGCUUUUGAGUACACAUAAACUCCCUCUUAGUUCAUAUUUACUGGUUCACAUGGGAAACAUCUUCUGGAAGCAUAGCAUUAUUUACUUGAUAUAUCCUUUGAGCAGUUGUGUUUCAUACAAGAUUGUUUACUUUGAAAAUGUGUGACUUUAUGAAUAAUUUGUUCCAAUAAUAUCAUCUAUUACUCUAUUUCGUAAUAUGAAUACUGUUUUGUGAUUGCUUCGUGUGUUUGUCCUCAGACCUUUAUGUAACAGGCAAUGUAUGCUUCAAUAAAAGUUGAUGCAACAAA